AUGGAGCCUCGUGAACAUCGUGCAGUUGAUGUUGAUGGGCUGCGUAGGAAAUUGGCAGAGUUAACACAUAAAUUGCGUUCCCGAGAUGCUGACUCCUUCCCUUUUGAAGAACGUCGGGAAAUGAUCGCCUUCUUGACUUGGGAGGUAGUCAGAGGAGCUUUAGCGAUUCACAGAAAUCCCAAAAAUGAAGACCUCCUAAGGAGUGCCCUAUCGGAUGUGAAUAACUUAAUGGUGGAACUAGUCAUGGGGAAAUUCGCAUAA
Molecule: messenger RNA, 261 nt
Organism: Arabis nemorensis
Lineage: Eukaryota; Viridiplantae; Streptophyta; Magnoliopsida; Brassicales; Brassicaceae
Source: the annotation of a GenBank genome assembly